Phasianus colchicus (ring-necked pheasant) is the source of this 4668-nucleotide messenger RNA. NCBI's taxonomy places the organism in Eukaryota, Metazoa, Chordata, Aves, Galliformes, Phasianidae. The record is from RefSeq and is a predicted model, not a curated record.
GGAUCUGACUCUGUCUCCAAGAAAUGGGCUGCCCAGGGCUGGAAGGGCCAGAAUCCGUCCAACACGGCUGCCUCACCUGGGCCCAGGCAGUCAGGGACACAAAGCAGAGAGUAGCCACUGCAGGCAGAGUUGGGGUGCAGGGUGCUGCAUGCUGGGGUUGGGAAUGGGGAAUGCUGCCUAUGUCCCUGGGUGGGAGCAGGUGACAUGGGGGCUCAGCUGGUGCCACCUGGACAAACACUUGCCUUCCCAGUCGAGGAACAUGCCAGAGGUCUCUUUGGAUGUCUCCUUGAAGAGGCUGCCCAGAGCCACAGGGACGUCCUGCGCACUGUGCUCCACCAUCAUGUGUGUCUGCUGAAGGGGACAAGGACCUGGAUGACCACUGUGGCGCAGGGUGGGCACAGAGAGCAGAGGGGCAUUCGAGAUGCAGUCUCACCAGUGCCACGUGCCAUGGGACAGUCACUUCCAUAGUCCUCUUGGCCAUACCAGUUCCAGUGCAGGUCAGGGUGCCGUUGGCCUUCUUGCCCACCUGGGCACACUUCUGUCUCAUGUCCAGCCAGCUGUCAAUCAGCACAUCCAGGUUCUUCCCUACCCAGAACCUUCCAGCUGAUCUUCCUCAGCCACACAACACUGCACGGGGUUGUUGUGAUCCAAGUGCAAGACGUGGUGCUCAUCCUUGUGGAAUGUCAUGCAACUGGACUUGUUCUAUUGAUCCAGACUACCCAGAUCCCUCUGCAGAGCCUUCCUACCCUCAACUACUUUGACACUGUCACCUAACUUGGUGUUGUCUUUCAGCUUCCUCAGGGAUCUCUCCAUUCCCUCAUCCAUAUCACUGGCAGAAUGGUGAAACAAAGCUGGCCCCAAGACUGAGCCAUGGGGAACAGCACCAGUGCCUGGCAGCCAAACCCCAUUCAUUAGGACCCUUACAGUCUGGACAGCCUGGCUGUGUUUCAUCACUCGAUGGUCUCGUAAGAGACAUCUGAUGGCACUCAGGAUGGUCUGCCCUCUAAAAUUCCCUGUUUCCAAGCAGAAAAAGCACAAAGCACGUCAGCAUCAUCCCCAUCUGGGCCCUCGGCACAAAAGAGCUGGAGUUGGGCAGAGGUCGGCAUUGCAAAGCCAAUAGCCUUGAUGAAAAGCAGCACCUUUACUAUUGCUGUCACAGUGGAGUAAACAUAAUAAAGAUCACUGUGCCGUGCCCCUGCUCCUCAGCCUGACAAACAAAAGGAUAUUUCCCAAGAUUUCUGUCGUGACUUUUGUGCACUAAUUGCCCUCUGUGCACAUAUCUAGAUGAGUGUGAACACUGAGCAUUCGGCUGCUGAGAGCUUGGAAGGUGCAGUCAUGCCCCAACUCCUUGCAGCGCGCUAAGACAGAAAGCAUCUCUAUGUAAAAUACGGCGGCCAGAGGGCCUGUGGGACAGAAUACACCAGUGGGCCUUUCACCACAAUGAAAAAUACUGCUUUUGUUCACCUUCAAGCUCAGACUGUGCAAGAACGUCUCACCCUUCUCGAGCCGAGCCUUGGGGACAGCAGCACCUGUGACAAAACUCCAUUGCCACCCAGCAAGGCUGACUGUUCUCUUCUGGGUGUGUUCAUGCCAGGCUGGACUAUGACCCUGCUAAAGGCAUGCUUGUUUAGGAUUUUAUGGUCCAGCAUGAGGCCCCAGAGCAAAGUCAACAGUAUACCAUUACAGCUCUCAAACAAUGGAAAGGUUCAAAGCCAACAUGACACAGCAGAAACAGGAGAGAUGAAAGAGAUGCUUUUGGUUUUAUCUGGUUCUGAGGCACCCUGAACUUCUCUAUCGCACUGUGGGUGAUGAUGUAGAAAAAGAAAACCAUGGAAGACUAUUCUGUGAAAGGGCAGUGCAUUCGACUGCAAAUGGCAUAUAUCUGCUACCUCUGGCCAUGGAAAGAUAGUGAAAUUAGAGGAAAAGGCCAUGGGAAAGAAUUAUCUGGGUGUAGAAAGGCAGUCCUGCAGUUUGGGAGGUGUGCUGAGGCAGAGGGAAUGAACAGCACCCAGGGAGAGAUCAGCCUCAGACAGAACUCGUGGGGAGAGACAGCUGGAAGACUCAGGGGUUCAAAGUGGUGAUGAGCACAGAGCGAUGCUGCACCACGGAGCUGAAAGCAUGGCCUCAGUUGGCUAGCACAGCAGGAACAGACCAUAGCAUGAUGGUGCAGAAAGUUGUGUGGGGCCACGAGGAGGACGUGUCAUGAAAUAAAAGCAACAGACAGCGGAAAGGAAAGGGUAAAUGUGUUGUCCAGGUCACAAUGUCCACCUAAGUGAAUGAAAGGGGAGUGCUUAACAUGAUGAUAUUGUACCUGUGUGCAAAGUCUGGUGAACGGCAGCAGCAGAACUGAACAAACAAGUCAGCAGGGAAAUUUUCCCCCCAGGUCCAGAAGCGGAAUCUUUGGGUAUGGCCUGAUGGCAAACAUUGCAUGCCAGUCCUGUGCCACACAGGAGGCUGAUUUGUGUGCACUUCUGACAUCUGAGCUGGGCUGUGUCUCCUACUGAGAUGUGGUGGCUGGGUGUCCAAAAUUCAGCUCUCUCACAGCCGUGUGCAUGGAAAUGGUGUUUCAAGGCCACGACAGCAGAAGUUUUAAAAUGUUUUAUGUAAAAUUAUUUCUAACAGCUCUGGCCACAAACUGAUCACCACCAGUGAGGUAUUUAUCAGCAGUGGGAUCCACAUCUAGAUGAGGAGCACGUUGAUAUGACAAAACCCACUGAUCUGUCCUGUUCUGGAUUAAGAAGUACUGUGAUAGCCCAAGGCAGGCACAGGGAGAGCCUGGUGACAGCAGGCAAGGAGCAGAAGACACAAUUUUUCAUGGAGCCGGGCCAUAUUGCCUCAGGACAGUGCCCAAAUGUGGGCGCUGGCAAAUGGUAGUGGGAGAGGAGUGAGGCAGGCAGGACGACCAGCUCUGGUGGCUCCACAGUGAUCUUAAGACUGGCCUGACAUGCACAGGGGUCACCAGGAUGUACGCCUGGGCACAGCAGGGCUUUGGAGUAGUUCUGGCAGCCUGGCUGCAGGGAAGAUGCUCUGCUUAACACCACUGCCAAGACAACACAAUGGCAGAAGCCAACACGUCUGCACCGUACAGUGACUUCACCCCAUGUACAGUGACUUCAUCCCACAAUGACAGCUCAUCUGCCCAUCAGCCUGUGCUGUGGCUUUGGACUCAGUGCUCGGAAGAACAACUCUGCCAACGGAAGCAUUGGGGAUGGGGCAUUUGCUUGGAACAAAGGAGAGCACAGAACAUCAGUUUGUGGCCAUCUGAGCAACAGUCUGACUGAGACACGCAGGGAAAGGAAAAUGAGAUCAUCUCAGACUGGUCUAUGCAUGGCUACGAUGCGCAAAGCACUUCUGGCUUGUGAUGCUGAUGGAGCAGCUCAGUGGAAGUCCUGCAGAGCCACAGGGCAUCGUGUGUCCUUCCCACUUGCUGCUUCCACUCUCCUCACACACCACAACUUCUUCUGGACUGGGCUGCUGCUGGCAAUCGACUUAGGGGGUCAGGAACCAUCAGACAGCCAGUUUGGAAUUAAAAAAGCAAAGAGAUUUUUGUCCUUUAGUAAAGCUGGCUUCCAGCCAUGAGCUUUUACCUGGACAGUUCAGAGCAGGUGAGAUUGUACCCAGAACCAAGGGUUUGCGCAAGCUCUGUGUGGGUGGGGUGGAAGUUCAGCAUGCUAUAAGAAGCAUUCGGGCACCCAACAAACAACGUGAGCUGGAGCAGAGGCAGGAGAAGCAACAUGGGAGAGCUGCGUGUCCGCUCCGUUCUGGUGACUGGGGCCAACCGGGGAAUCGGCCUGGGGUUUGUGCAGCACCUGCUGGCAUUGCCAAACCCACCGGAGUGGGUCUUUGCAGGCUGCCGGGACCCCAAGGGACAGCGAGCACAGGUGAGGCUGGGCUGGGAUGCAGCUGAGGUGGGGGACAGCAGGGCUGCUGCAGGAGUGGGGAUGUGUGAAGGUCUCCACCAUGGAGCUGCAGCCCCAGACCUCAGGCACAGGAGAGCUGCAGUGGGAUGUCUCUUGCUGUCCAAAGAAACGUGCCCUCCCAAUAAAUUCCUCUGUGCAUGCUUCUCCUUCCCUUCCCCACAGGCAUUCCUGCCCCUGCUGAAGAAGGCAGCCCAGGGGAGCCCGGGCUCGGGGAUGAGCUGCAGCAAGGCAGCCAUUGUCAACAUUUCCAGUAAUGGGGGUUCAAUCAAAGAAGUGUAUUUAUGGGAAGGCAUUCAAGCUGCCUGUUAUCGCUGUAGCAAGGCUGCUCUGAACAUGCUCACCAGGUGCCAGUCCAUGGGGUACCGGGAACACGGCAUCUUCACUGUUGCUCUCCAUCCCGGAUGGGUGCAAACGGACUUGGGAAGUGAAGGAGGAGCCAAGCCCCCGCUGACGGUGGAUGCCAGCGUAGGAGGGAUGAUGAAGGUGCUCUCCAAGCUCUCCGAGAAGGACAGCGGGACCUUCCUGGACUGGGAAGGGAACGUUGUGGCCUGGUGAGGUGCUGGCCUGACCUCGUGCCUGGAUCCUGGCAGUGGCCCCUCUGCUGCUGCCCGACUUCUGCUACAUCCUCAAUAAACCCAUGUCUGAGAACAGCAAUGCUCUUGGCUCCAUCACAGGCCACAAUAAGCUCUGUGGAAUCACAUGGAGAGCAGCAGCUUCCCAGGCGUGUUCCACUCCGCAUUUGUGUGCA